Messenger RNA from Eimeria acervulina, 1656 nucleotides. RefSeq names its product Clathrin adaptor mu subunit, related. The coding region runs from base 1 to 1656 and encodes 551 amino acids. Gene Ontology annotation, cellular component: clathrin adaptor complex; cytoplasmic vesicle. The transcript has 5 exons. Lineage: Eukaryota; Apicomplexa; Conoidasida; Eucoccidiorida; Eimeriidae. The record is from RefSeq and is a predicted model, not a curated record. Gene Ontology annotation, biological process: intracellular protein transport; endocytosis.
AUGCUGCGGCGGUUGCUGCAGCUGCUGCAGGCGUGUGCAAGUCGUGCAGCUCCUUCAACUUCAUUAGGGGCUCUAUGCUUAAGAAAGACAGCAGCAGGAGGAGGGCCUCUUCUAAGUGAAGCCUUUAUCUUACAAUCUUCGGAUUUAGUCUAUGAAAUUCUAGAUGAAGCUAUAGAUCGUGGUGUACCUCAGACAUCAGAUCCUAAAGUAUUGCUGCUGUUUGCAGAAGCAGCAGCAAACCUUCGCAGCACAGGAGGGGCCUCUGCUGCAGCAGCAAACAGCAGCGAAGGAGGAGUUAAACUAGCAGCACAAGCAACAGGCGUAGCUGCUUGGCGUCGUCAGGGUAUUCGUUAUAGACGCAAUCAGCUGUCUAUUGAAGUUAUUGAAAAACUGCAUAUAUUAAUUGCACAGAAUGGAACCGUACUUAGACAAGAAGCUGAGGGUAAAGUGCUUCUUCGCUCUUUUCUUUCAGGGAUGCCAGAGUGUAAAUUAAUUACAAAUGAAGUGCUUCCUCAGUCUGAUAGACAACAUCUUGCAGACGAUACUCAAAUACAAGCUAUUACGAACGCUCCUCUUAAAGGUGCAGCUGCACAAGCAGCUAAAACACACACUGCUACCGGGCCUCCAUCUCCUGCUGCUGCUCCUGCUGCUGCUUCGUCCUCUGCUGCUUCUACCUCUGCUCCUGCUGCUGCUCCUGCUGCAGCACCAGGGGCCCCUGGAAGCUCAGUUGUUGCGCAACGUGUUAUUACAGAAGGAGCAGAGGGGCCCCUACCUGUGGGAGCAAAAGAAAGAGUUAAAUUAUCAGGAUGUCGAUAUCACCCCUGUGUACGAGUAGCUCAGCAUACAGCCGAGCGAAUGAUAUUAUUUACUCCUCCUGAUGGUGAAUGCGAGCUUAUGAGCUACAGGCAAGUUGCAAACAACAUACCUUUCUUGCUUUCUGCUGCUGCUUCUGCUGCUGCUGCUUCUGCUGGUGCUUCUGCUGCUGCUGAUUUACUAUGUAAAGACGACGUAGCAGUCCCCAUAAAAGUUUGCCCUUUCUUUUAUGAAAAGAAGAAAGGACAGUUUGAAUAUUUAGUAUUUCUUAAAGCAUUAUAUUCUGGAAACUUAACGGCUCGCGAUAUUGAGGUUGUUGUGCCUACCCCCCCUGAAGUGAGCGUAGUCUGCGUUUUGCAGUCCUCUUGGGGUAAAUCAAAAUACGACAGCUCUCAGCUCGCUGUUGUCUGGAAGUUAGCUCGGUUCCCUGGAGGUUGUGAAUACGUGUUAAGGUUUCUAUUAGAGGUCUCGAAGCCCCCAAGCCCUGUGCGGGGCCCUCUGCGUUUAUCUUUUUCUUUGCCUGGGCUUACAGCGAGCGGUUUGUGCAUUCGUCAGCUGCGCGUAGUGGAGAAGUCAAAUUACUCUGUCUCUAAAUCUAUUCGUUAUCUCACAGAGUCAGGGCAGUUCCCUGGAGGUUGUGAAUACGUGUUAAGGUUUCUAUUAGAGGUCUCGAAGCCCCCAAGCCCUGUGCGGGGCCCUCUGCGUUUAUCUUUUUCUUUGCCUGGGCUUACAGCGAGCGGUUUGUGCAUUCGUCAGCUGCGCGUAGUGGAGAAGUCAAAUUACUCUGUCUCUAAAUCUAUUCGUUAUCUCACAGAGUCAGGGCAGUAUGAACACAGACUUUAA